Molecule: messenger RNA, 574 nt
Organism: Nicrophorus vespilloides
Lineage: Eukaryota; Metazoa; Arthropoda; Insecta; Coleoptera; Silphidae
Gene: RpL40
Product: ubiquitin-60S ribosomal protein L40
Exons: 2
Coding region: 82-468 (128 amino acids)
Biological process (GO): translation; protein ubiquitination; modification-dependent protein catabolic process
Cellular component (GO): nucleus; ribosome; cytoplasm
Molecular function (GO): protein tag activity; structural constituent of ribosome; ubiquitin protein ligase binding
Source: RefSeq, a predicted model, not a curated record
CCGCCAUUUUGCAGAGUGUUGGGAAAACAUUCGGCUGUCAUUUUUCUUUUCCAGUAGAAAGUGCACCGAGCACGUUGAAAGAUGCAAAUUUUCGUGAAAACCCUAACGGGUAAGACCAUCACCCUCGAGGUCGAGCCCUCCGAUACUAUCGAAAAUGUGAAGGCCAAGAUCCAGGACAAAGAGGGAAUCCCCCCAGAUCAGCAACGUUUGAUCUUCGCCGGUAAGCAGCUCGAGGAUGGACGCACCCUCUCCGACUACAACAUCCAGAAGGAGUCGACCCUCCACUUGGUGUUGCGUCUCCGUGGUGGUAUCAUCGAACCAUCCCUCCGUAUCUUGGCCCAGAAAUACAACUGCGACAAGAUGAUCUGCAGAAAGUGCUACGCCAGGUUGCACCCGCGUGCCACCAACUGCCGCAAGAAGAAGUGUGGACACACAAACAACUUGCGCCCAAAGAAGAAGUUGAAGUAGACGAGUAGACGUUCUCGCGCUUACAUAUUUUUUAUUAUUAUACGGCAGUAUCAGCGUUUGCCGAAAUAAUCAAUAUAUUUGGUCAUUAAAGAGCAUUUGAUCAGUA